Cuscuta campestris is the source of this 656-nucleotide messenger RNA. Lineage: Eukaryota; Viridiplantae; Streptophyta; Magnoliopsida; Solanales; Convolvulaceae. The record is from the annotation of a GenBank genome assembly.
CAAGAAGAGCAGCAGAAGUGUGAAGAGCGGGCCCCACAGUGUCCGAGCAGCGACGGGGCAGUGCUAUGUACAUCCACCCAAAGCUGAAAUCAACAGGGAAAAUCUUUGGGGCUUUAGAAGAUUUGGAUGUGAAAGAGGGGGCCAAGACCAAGUUCUACCUGAAUCUGUUGAAUCUGUGUGAGUCUUGUGGGGAAAAGCUUCUGGUUUUCAGUCAGUACGUACCUCCUGCCAUUGAAGUUCUCGGAGAGGUUGACAGGGAAGAUCAAAGGGUACAGUCUUGGGAAGGAGAUGUUCGUGAUCAUCACGGGGGACUCCGAGUCCACGGCCCAGGACUCGGCCGUGGACGCGUUCAACUCGUCCCCGCACGCCUGGGUUUUCUUCGGGUCGAUCCGGGCGUGCGGGGAGGGGAUUUCGCUCGUCGGGGCGUCACGGGUCGUGGUGCUGGACGUGCACCUCAACCCGUCGGUCACCCGACAGGCGGUGGGCCGGGCGUUCCGGCCCGGCCAGACUAGGAGGGUGUGCGUUUACUGGCUCGUGGCGGCAGGGUCGCCUGAGGAGGACGACCACCGCAUUGUUGGACACGAUUUUAUUAUGUGGCCUGAGUUAUCAUUUAUCUAAUUAAUUGAUCAUUGACUUAAUAAAUUCCCUACAAUUUA